Ooceraea biroi (clonal raider ant) is the source of this 1837-nucleotide messenger RNA. RefSeq names its product 5-phosphohydroxy-L-lysine phospho-lyase. Gene Ontology annotation, molecular function: pyridoxal phosphate binding; transaminase activity. NCBI's taxonomy places the organism in Eukaryota, Metazoa, Arthropoda, Insecta, Hymenoptera, Formicidae. Gene Ontology annotation, cellular component: mitochondrion. The record is from RefSeq and is a predicted model, not a curated record.
ACUGGUUCCCUAUCUAUAUAUGAUAGGUAUAGGUCGCGGUUCUGCUUUUGACUACUCCCGCAGUUUUUGGCUGAUCGCUACGCAGAAACGCAGUCACGUUGGCCGAGAAACUCAGAUAUCAACAAUACAGAAAGUGCAACCAAAAAGCUUUGCCAUGGCGGAAUCCUUGGAACAAAUGCCAAAAUCCGAUACCAUAAGGCUUCGCGAGCGUCAUAUAGGACAAUCGUGCAAGCUGUUCUACAAAUCGAAUCCGUUAAAGAUCGUAAGGGCCGAAAGACAAUACAUGUACGACGAGAGGAAUAAUCGAUACCUGGAUUGCAUAAACAAUGUCGCGCACGUUGGCCACUGCCAUCCGGACGUCGUGCGAGCCGGUCAGGAACAAAUGGCUUUAUUGUCCACGAACAAUCGCUUCCUUCACGACAACCUGGUGAUCUGCGCGAGCCGAUUGACGUCUCUUCUGCCGGAACCGCUGUUCGUUUGCUUCCUGGUGAACUCUGGCAGUGAAGCUAACGAUCUUGCUCUCCGUCUCGCUCAGGCGCACACGAAGAACAAGGAUGUUAUCACGUUGGACCACGCUUACCACGGACAUUUGACCACGAUAAUCGACAUCUCGCCGUACAAAUUCAACAAGCCUAAUGGUACCGGCAAGAAGGACUGGGUGCACGUGGCUCCUUGCCCGGAUGUAUACCGCGGGAAGUACCGCGCCAGUGAUUGCAACGGAGAGGAUCUUGGUGUCAAGUACGCCGACGACGUAAAGCAGAUCUGCAAGGACAUCAAGGCCAAAGGACGAGGACUUUGCGCCUACAUCGCGGAGAGCCUUAUCUCCGUCGGCGGACAGAUUCUACCGCCGCAAAAUUACUUCCGGAACGUGUACAGACACGUACGUGAAGCUGGAGGAGUCUGCAUUGCGGACGAAGUCCAGGUCGGUUUUGGAAGGGUCGGCACUCACAUGUGGGCCUUCCAAAUGUACGGCGAGGACGUUGUUCCGGACAUAGUCACCAUGGGCAAGCCCAUGGGCAAUGGUCAUCCCGUUGCGGCUGUUGUUACAACGCCGGAGAUCGCGCGCAGCUUCCGCGAUACUGGAAUCGAAUACUUCAACACGUACGGUGGCAAUCCUGUAUCUUGUGCAGUGGCGAACGCGGUGAUGGAAGUGAUCGAACGCGAAAGUCUUCAGGAGAACGCCCUGAAAGUCGGUCGCCAUCUGAUCAUGGAAUUGGAGAAAUUAGCGAAACGACGGAAGAUUAUCGGUGAUGUUCGCGGUGUCGGCUUGUUCGUGGGCAUCGAAUUGGUUCGCGACAGAAUCAAAAAGAUACCAGCGACGGCGGAGGCGAAGCACGUUGUAUCUAGGAUGAAGGAGAACAAGAUCCUCAUCAGCAGCGAUGGUCCGGAUAACAACGUUUUGAAAUUGAAACCGCCGAUGGUCUUCACCAUUGACAACGUCAAUCAUCUCGUAUCUGUUCUCGACGAAAUUCUCAAAGAAGUCGAUAUCGAUUUCGAUGAGGAGCCGGAAACUACUACAACUAUCAUCAAAGCAACAAUCUCAUCGAUAGAAGUCGACAGAGGCACCGUGAUGAACAAUGGAAAUCCAUUACUCGUUCGCGCUAAUUAAUAGUUUCCGCUAAUUUUGCAAAUACCCAAAGUUUGCAAUAAUUUUAUCAAAAGUAUUAUUAUUUUUAAGAUAAAUGAAAAUGUUUGAUGCAACAUUUUUUACAAUCUCGUUGGAAAUUCUAAGUAAUUUUAGUAAUUUACUUAGUAAUUUAGUUUACUUUUAGUAUAUAAGACAAAAUAAUGUAUAGAACAAUAUUAUACAAUAUGAUAUAUAUAAUAUAAGACGAAA